Molecule: messenger RNA, 948 nt
Organism: Lytechinus pictus (painted urchin)
Lineage: Eukaryota; Metazoa; Echinodermata; Echinoidea; Temnopleuroida; Toxopneustidae
Exons: 1
Coding region: 1-948 (315 amino acids)
Source: RefSeq, a predicted model, not a curated record
AUGGUGCCCACCCCGGGGACCCUGCUUCCCUCGAAGACCCCGUCUCCGCUGGAAAAAAUCCGGUCAGCGGGCCCCCCGGCUCCUUCCCCGCCGUGUCCAGCCGCCCGGUCGAGGAGGGUGCCGCUGCCGGCCCGACCCGCCCGUGGAAAAUCGAAGCACGGGCCCUGGCCGCCCCGGCACCCGGCCCACCCCGGGCAAACCCCGGACGCCGCGUCCGAUGGUGCCCAUCCCGGGGACGCUGCAUCCCCGGGUGACCCCGUCUCCGCUGGAAAAAAUCCGCCCAGCGGGCCCCCUGCUCCUUCCCCGCCGAGCCCAGCCGCCCGGUCGAGGUGGGUGCCGCUGCCGGCCCGACCCGCCCGUGGAAAAUCGAAGGCCGGGCCCUGGCCGCCCCGGCACCCGGCCCACCCCGGGCAAACCCCGGACGCCGCGUCCGAUGGUACCCACCCCGGGGACCCUGCGUCCCCGCUUGACCCCCUGGCAGCAGGACGAAAGACCCCUCCCGAUAAACACCGCUUACAACACGCAAGUCAAUGCGAAAUUCACACCGAGGGCGACACCGGACGACCCGACGGCGCAGCGGCGGAGGGCUCGGGCCGCCCUGGGCAAACCGAGGACGGCGAAUCCGAUGGUGCCCACCGCGGGGAGCCUGCGCCCUCGGACGACCCCGUUCUCGCGGGAAACAGUCCGGCGAGCGGACCCCCGGCCCCUUCCCCCGCUGUCGGCCGAUCCGACGGUCAGAAUCUCCUGCCGACUCCUGGCUGGGUGAGCGGGGGUGUCGGCUCGGCAUGCGGGGCGCUGUCGGCCCGCUGCGUCGAGAUCUGCCGGUCGGAAUCGUCUGCCGACGCCCGGGUGGGUGAGCGGGAGGGUCGGCUCGGCAUGCGGGGCGCUGUCGGCCCGCUGCGUCGAGAUCUGCCCGUCACAAUCUCCCGCCAUCUCCUGCGUGGGUGA